Molecule: messenger RNA, 2711 nt
Organism: Amoebophrya sp. A120
Lineage: Eukaryota; Dinophyceae; Syndiniales; Amoebophryaceae
Source: the annotation of a GenBank genome assembly
GGUCCUUGCGCAGCGGGAAGAGGAUCUCGUGGAGUCGUUUGGGUUCGAAGAAGACGUUGCAGCAGACCUCGUUCGAUUGGCGAAGAGGAAUAUUACGAAUUUUGAUACCGCACAGAAGAUGUUGGUGACAAAUAACGGCGAGGCACAAGAAGAACGAGGUUUGGAAGACGUCGAGCAAGAUCAUCUUUAUGCCACCGACGAGCGGCUGCGACGCGCUUUCCAUGGUGCGUCAUCUUCGAGUACUCCUACGUCAACAGCGUUCGCCGAAACACCUCCUGAUGGAGAUGGUACUUCUAGUAGUACUACGACGCGAAUUUCUUCUCCAGCUGAGCAGAUCAUGAAAGAGCAACCAGCCCUGCUCGACGGUGACCUGACUGCGGCGGACCUGUUUCGCGCGAGCGAGAUCGAGCCGAUGGUGUCUGUGUUAGCGGUAUCCUGUGCAAAAGUAUCGUACUCGUAGUAAUUGCAUUUAUGGAUAACAAAUCUCUUUCUCAAAGUAAAUCAGCAUCACAAAUUCAAUUUGUAAUGCUGGGGGAAUUUGUAAUGCAAUUUAUACUAGUACGACACUUUUGCAUUGUAUAAGCGGAGAAGAUGAUUCCGCGCGAGACCGUGCUGAAAUGGAACGCACAGUUUCCGGCGCCGGAGGGAGUUUUGUGCAGGGUUUUCGAGAAAAAUACAAGCACCGAGAAAAAAGCUCCUUCGGAACCGGAAGAUAGUGCGGAUACGAUGUCCAGGACCUCCAGUAGCUCCGGCCCGUCUACCCCCAGUUCCGUUGCUGGGGACAAAGAAGAAGAUCAGCAGCGGCCAACAGCGGUAGAAGCUGCAAGUGAAGCAGCACUUGUUCUAGAUGUUGAACUUGGUUCGUCAUCAUCAUCAUCAUCAUCGUCCCCUGAAGAUGUCAACACGGAGAGCUACUUCUCCCUCCCGGAGUCUGUGUGGCUGACAGGAGAGGACGCAACAAGACUCACAGCGGACCACCGUAAAACAGGUUCUUUGUAUUCUUUCGCGCCGGUCGUGGCGGACAACACACCGCCGGGUAGCGUCCGCGUGUACGCGUUUCUGGAUAGCGAGUUUCUGGGAAAUUCCAAGGCGUUGAUCAACAUCCAGUCGCAGUUGUGGUUGUACUACGCAUUUUUGGAAAUGAUGUGUCUGAGUCUAGAAAAGGAAACGUCAAAGCUGUGAUGCGUAAGUGUCUAAUAUGACUGACGGAAGUGAGUAUCACUUUACUGAAGGGCAGCCAAGCAUGACGAAUUUUUCGAGCUGUGCUCUAUUGCUGCAUCACGUAGUGUACAUGACAAAUUGCGUUUUUGUAUGACGAAAGAGGCCGCCAUACAACUUUGCCUUUGUCCGGUACUAUGGAAUGCGGAUUUUCCAGAUGUGGUGCCUGACAAGCAUGACAAGUUUAUCUUUUUCCGGGCCAACACAUUUCAAUUUGCGCGUUGAUAUGUACCCGGACAAUUCUGUCAGCUGCACACUGCCCAGCUUGAAGCCGAUCCACGCGAUGGCGAAGUACAUUGAACACGGCGUUUUGAGUGACGAUAACGUCUACCAACCGGUUAUGGGAUUCUCAAUCGUUACAUUCUCACCUGUUACAUGAAUUCGUGAUGCAAGAAUGGCAACAGGGAAAGGCCGGAUCUUGCAACUCUUGCAUUACAAAUUCGGCACAGAUUCUUAUCCUGUUUAGCCCUUCCAAAAUUUGUGAUGCGAAGUAGCUUCAUUUUAUUGUGGACGUUGAGGUUCGUUGUGCAUGACAAAUCAUGUAACAGUUGAGAAUGUAACACUUGAGAACGCCAUAUCGGUCAUCCUGUUUCCACCAGAUCUGUACCAAAUGCGAAUAUGUCUGGGUCGGGAAGCAUGCAAUGUAGAACUGGUUGCCAUGCAACUUCUGGACGACAAGGACAACAUAGAAGGUCUGGAGCUGGACUGCGGACAAGAGCAUUUUUACAUGCAAUUUUUAGUUUUGCGAAUGCUUUAGCUUUCCAAUUUCUUUGCCGCAUGUUGAGAAAUUCGCCUUUACUUUUUCCGUCACAAGUAAAAGCGGGCAACAGUAAUCGGUGCUCAUGCAUCAAGUUUAGAUGUGUGCUCCUUGUUGAUUAGCAGCACAACUACCUUGUCCUUGCAUGGUCUUUCCAGUCCCACACACAUUUGCAUAUGGAUAAUCUGGACAGCCAAACCUUCGUCUUGCAGUGGAAUGGGGAGAAAACGGCGUUUCGUAUGGACCAGAUGGACCCGAAGACCGGACAGUACCUUGGGAAGAGCUACAUGUGCGCGUUGUGGGACCUGCUCGUGGCCCCGGUGCGGAACGCCAUGCGAGAGUUUAUGUAGGGAAGAACAUAAAAGGAUGGAGACGAUCAUGCUACAGAAGAUGAACAGCGAGGAGAGCGAGGGCAUGAAGAAAAGGUCCUGACCAAGCCGUGCGGCGACGAGGGCGUUCCUGCUGUGUCCGUCCGUCGAAGAGGACAAAAGCAUAUGGAAGGAGGAGUUGAAGUUGAUAAGCUCAGAAGGACAACAGCAACAGCUCUUGCUCUGGACAACGAUGAAACUGUCUUCAAUGAGAAUAAGAAAGCUGCUUCUACUUCUUCUUAAUCUUCGGGAUCAUUCGGCGUCUGUCCUCAAACUCUGCUGCUUCGUCAACAUUCAUGAGAAGGGAUCAGGGCUCCUGUCGCGUCUCGUUUUUUGUCUCGGGUCGGAUUCUUGGGCGCUUCCUUCGU